Molecule: messenger RNA, 2613 nt
Organism: Mugil cephalus (flathead mullet)
Lineage: Eukaryota; Metazoa; Chordata; Actinopteri; Mugiliformes; Mugilidae
Gene: plaa
Product: phospholipase A2-activating protein
Exons: 14
Coding region: 94-2490 (798 amino acids)
Biological process (GO): proteasome-mediated ubiquitin-dependent protein catabolic process; ubiquitin recycling
Cellular component (GO): cytoplasm; nucleus
Molecular function (GO): ubiquitin binding
Source: RefSeq, a predicted model, not a curated record
CCUUCCGCUAGCAUUAGCGGCUGGUUUGUUAUUGACAGCAACGCCGCGUAGCUCAACACUACUGGAACAGUUUCAUCUCCUUGUCGGAGCAAAAUGGCAUCAUCUAGCUCAUACAAACUCAGGUGCUCCAUCCCUGGCCAUGAAAUGGACGUCAGGGGGCUGACGGCUGCUCUUUUUCCAGAGGGGGCUUUCGUUUCUGUGUCCAGAGACCGAACCGGAAGAGUCUGGGUUCCAAACUCAAGCCCAGACAGAGGCUUCACAGAGAUGCACUGCAUGUCAGGCCAUUCAAAUUUUGUAUCCUGUGUAUGCAUCAUCGCACCCAGUGACACUUAUCCCCGGGGACUUAUUGCCACAGGUGGGAAUGAUAAUAACAUUUGCGUUUUCACACUGGACCGACCACAGCCACUAUUCACUCUCAAAGGCCACAAAAAUACAGUUUGCGCUCUGUCAUCUGGGAAGUUUGGGACACUUUUGAGCGGCUCGUGGGACACUACAGCCAAAGUCUGGCUCAAUGAGAAAUGCAUGAUGACCUUGCAGGGCCAUUCUGCAGCAGUGUGGACAGUCAUCAUCUUACCUGACCAAGGCCUUAUGCUCUCUGGAUCAGCAGAUAAGACCAUAAAGCUUUGGAAGGCCGGCCGAUGUGAGAAGACGUUUACAGGUCACGAGGACUGUGUUAGGGGACUAGCAGUGAUCAGCAGCACCGAGUUCUUCUCCUGCAGCAAUGACACAAGUAUCAGAAGGUGGCUUGUGACGGGCGAAUGUGUACAAGUCUAUUACAGUCACACAAACUACAUCUACAGCUUAGCCGUCUUCCCCAAUUGCCAAGAUUUCAUAAGCACAGGAGAGGACAGGACUGUGAGAAUAUGGAGGAACGGAGAGUGCUCUCAGACCAUCCGCCUGCCUGCCCAGUCUGUCUGGUGCUGCUGUAUUCUGCCUAAUGGUGACAUAGCUGUCGGAGCCAGCGAUGGCAUUAUUCGCGUGUUUACUGAAGCUGAGGACCGCAUGGCAAGCGCAGAGGACCUGCAGGCCUUCGAGGACGAGCUCUCCAAAGCCACCAUCGACCCCAAGACGGGGGACCUUGGAGACAUCAAAAUGGAGGACCUUCCUGGAGUGGAACACCUUAAUGAGCCUGGAAAUCGUGAUGGACAGACACGACUGAUUAAAGAUGGCCAGAAGGUGGAAGCCUACCAGUGGAGUGUCAGCGACGGCCGCUGGAUGAAAAUAGGAGAUGUGGUCGGAGGCUCAAACCAACAGACGUCCAAGAGUGUGGUGUAUGAAGGAAAGGAAUACGACUACGUCUUCACCAUUGAUGUGAACGAGGGAGGGCCGUCCAUGAAGCUGCCUUACAACGUGUCGGAGGACCCCUGGCUGACGGCACACAACUUCUUACAGAAGAAUGACCUCAGCCCCAUGUUCCUCGACCAGGUUGCCAAUUUCAUCAUUGAGAACACCAAAGGACAUGUGGUGGGACCGGCUCAGCCCGCUGGUGGUGACCCGUUCACUGGAGGAGCUCGGUAUAUACCUGGUUCCCUUGAUGACAGGCCAGCCUUUGGAGCUGAUCCCUUCACAGGCGCUGGACGUUAUAUCCCAGGGUCAGGCCCGAACCCAAGCGCUCCUGUAGGGGUGGCAGAUCCUUUCACAGGAGGAGGGGCCUACUCCUCAGCAGCCCUGAGACAGACGGCGACCAAUAUUUACUUCCCCAAGACAGAUGGCGUGACCUUUGAGCAAGCCAACACUUCACAGAUCAUCGGCAAGCUGAAGGAGCUAAAUGGAAGUGCCCCUCAGGAGCAAAAGCUCUCAGAAGAAAUUCUGGAAAGCCUCGAGAGGCUGCUGGUGUCUGUUUGUGGGCCCGACUCUUCUGAGCCUCCCCCCACCCUGCAACAAAUCAACUUGCUGUGGAAAGCCUCUCACUGGCCUGAAGACAUCUUGUUUCCAGUCCUGGACAUUAUGAGGCUGGCGGUGCGCCAUCCGCAGGUUAAUGAGAGCCUCUGUGGAGAGGCAGAAGGGGUCCAGCUGUGCAACCACCUGCUGAGCCUAAUGAGGCCUGAGGGGCGUCCUGCCAACCAGAUGCUGGCUCUGCGGACUCUGUGUAACUGCUUCAGCGGCAGGCACGGCAGAGCCCUCCUCAUGGCCCAGCGUGAAACGGUGCUAUCACGUGCUGCCGACCUGGCCACCGUCUGCAAUAAGAACAUCCACAUCGCCCUGGCCACCCUGGUGCUCAACUACGCUGGCUGCCUGCACAGCCAGCCCGACCUUGAAGCCAAGGCCCAGUGCCUGUCGGUGGCGAGCAGAGCCCUGGAGACGGUACAAGACAAGGAGGCUGUGUUUAGGCUGCUGGUGGCCUUGGGAACCACCGUGGCCUCAGAUCAGACAGCCCAGGACCUGGCUCGCUCCUUGGGGGUCAACUCUCAGAUAUCCAAGUACUCAUCUAUGUCUGAUCCACCAAAGCUUGGCGAGUGUUGCCAGCUGGUUUUAAAAGAACUACAAUGAUGUGAAUAAUUAGAAAAAAAAGAGCACUUCUUUCUAUUACCCUAUUCUACUUAAUUGGUUGUGAUGAAUGACUUAAAUAAUUGUUCAAAUGUUCAACAAUAAAAAGAGAACAAAGGAAAACUC